GCAGGCUGCGGUUCGGAGCGCCUUGCUCGCCCUCGCCAUGUCCCCGGGGCUCCCCGACCCCGCGCUGGCUCUGGGGCUCCUGGCGCUGCUGCUGCCCGGGACUCGCGGUGACUGUGGGCCCCUGCCAAAGCUGAAUCAUGCUAUCCCCUCUGAUAUGGAUCGGGCAGAGGGCUUCCCUGUUGACACACAAGUUACAUACAGGUGCCGUGAUGGCUUUGUUAAAAUCCCUGGAAAGUCAGACACUGUAGUGUGCCUUUCAAACUCACAAUGGUCCAACAUCAACGAGUUUUGUGGUCGUAGCUGUGGUGCCCCAACAAGGUUAAAGUUUGCUGCCUUAAGUAAGGAAGAUGAGAGCAAGAAUUACCAUCCUGUUGGGGGCACUGUGAGAUAUACUUGUCGCCCAGGGUAUGAGAACAUCACGAAAAUGCUUCUUGUUCGUACUUGUCUUGAAAACUUAACAUGGUCAGAAGCCCCUGAGUUUUGUAGAAGGAAAUCAUGUGGUCAUCCAGGAGAACUACUCCAUGGCAGAGCUGUUCAUAUAACAGAAUUUCUAUAUGGUGCAAAAAUAGACUUCCUCUGUGAAGAUGGGUACAAACUGAUUGGGCGGCCUUUCAUUCAAUGUAGGCUUAAGGGAGAUGAAGUUGAAUGGAGUCAACUUCCAACUUGCCAAGUGAUUACUUGUCCUUCCCCUCCUUACAUUGCCAAUGGGACAUACGAUGGCAGGGGUGUAGAAAAUUUUGCUUAUAACUCAACAGUAACUUACCGCUGUGACCCUGGGUUCCGGCUUAUUGGAGCUGCCUCCAUUCAUUGUACAACAAAAGAUAAAACAAGUGGAAUCUGGAGUGGACCUGCUCCUGAAUGCAAAGACACAACUGCACAUGUCCUAUUAAAAGGAAAUAAAACAAGUGAUACUUUCUCAGGUUCUAAUAAGGCAUCCAAUAACACGGUACUUGAGCAACAUAAGAAAAAGAGAAUAAAAAGACCGUAUUAUGUAUCACAAUUCCAAAACAAACGUUUCACCAUCACUUCCUCCCGGUCUUCCUCAUUUCCCAGAGGUGACCUGAGGACACGAGGUAGUUGGAUUACUCCACCACUGUUCAGAUUUGCUGUACCACUGUACAUUAAUCAGAACUAUUGUUCUGUCAGAACCAAGGAAAGAUCUAUUUGCCGCCAGAGUUACAUGGGAAUCUCUGGAGUAUUACCCAGCGCCACGUGCUUUCAAAACUUAAAAUGGUCAGAAGUCCCAGGGUUCUGUGGAACGAGAUCUUUGCUAUCCAGGAGAACAAGAGCAUGGCAGAGCUGCUGCUAUAACCGUUUUCCAAUUCGGUGCAAGAGUGGCUUUCACCCGUGAAGAAGGGAGAGUAUCAGACUGUGGAGAAUGACUUAGAGCUGCUGGCUGACUCUGGAAACUGAGCAUCAGAGGGAGCUCCUGAAGGCAACAACCAAGUUGGGUCCUUUUCUGCUAGGUGCUGUAUAAACACUGGGUAAAUGACAGUCCAUGCCCUGAAAAGAUGCAUCUGACCCAUUAUUCACAUACGUACAAACUUUUGAUUUGUGAAUGACAAUACUCCAAUGUUACCUAUUUAAUGCUUAUUUGCAGUGCAUGCUGCACCUCCACCUUGAAGUUGAAAUGGGCUUAGUCUUCUUCUGGUAAACUGGACAGUACAGCUUGGUAGAGGGGAGCCUAGACACGUGUGAGAGAUCCCUGAAGAUUGCAGAAGAACUAUGCAAACAGAUAUUCUGAUGCUCCCAUGACAUUUUUACAAAGGACUUGUCGCAUCCGAACACCUUUCUCUUCAUGUCUGAAACAUGAAAGAGCCCUGAAAAACCUGCCUGCCUUCAAUGUUAGAUAAUCUCGGAGCAGCUCAGUUGCCUCAUCCGUGCUGUACUCUUACUGCUAAUUUCCAAAUAUAAUAUUUGGUAUAAACUAAGGUAUUACGUGCUGCUUCCAUAUGUAUGGCUUGUUCCUGGGAUCUGUUAACUGAUAUUCAUGAGUUUUCUAUUUCAGUUGACUUUAAUUUCUUCUCUCUAUAUUGAGACUAGCCAUUAUUUUGGUAAGCAAAUAAAAACAUUUUUUAAGCUUUCAGUUUUUUUAAUAUUUCACUUUCUCAAUCUCAAACCAAUAUUGCCUUCUUUGUAGAAAGCCACUGUAAGAUACUUGAAUUUCUGUGGGGCUGAAGUAGUUAUUUGCCUAUAAUGCCAUUGUCACGUUGUGCAGUCCAUACGUUUUAUAAAAAUAUAAGUGAAUGUAAUGUAACUGGGAUAUGCUUCAUGCAAAAGGUCUCUUGUAAGGUAUCAUUACAAAGCUCAUAAUCUACUGAGGGUGAUCAUCCUAUUUGUAGAAAUGUACCACUCUUGUAUCUAAAACUAGAAAUAUAAAAUAUUACUCUGAGGGCCUAUUGUAAUUUAUGUAAAGUGUGGGCCAUUAAGGAUAGUUUGGAAUCUUGAUGACUCCUAUUGUCUGCAGAUGGCUGGGUUUACCUGUGAGUCUUCCUGUACAUGUGUGUGCUGGCAAGUGAGUAAUGAAGUCUUGGAAUCCAUCUUUAACUUCUGUUAGUCUCAAAGGUGCCACAGGACCCUCUGUUGAUCUUUAACCUGGUGCUUUUCCGGGGGGGGGCGGGAGAGUGGAAACCCAGAGGGACAAAGGGUUCCAGCCUUAUGCAAAAGACCUAUAAAGGGGUGGAAGAGAACAAGCGGGGAGGAGCCAUCAUGAAGAAUCCCCUAGCUAUCACCUGAGCUGGAACAAGAGCUGUACCAGGGGAAAGAAUUGUGCCCAGGCCUGGAAGGUGUCCAGUCUGAGAAAAAGCUUACUGAAGUAUCUCUGAGGGUGAGAUUAUCUGUAUUCAGUUUGAUUAGACAUAGAUUUGCGCAUUUUAUUUUAUUUUUCUUGGUGACUUAUUUUGUUCUGUCUGUUACUACUUUGAACCACUUAAAUCCUACUGUCUGUAUUUAAUAAAAUCACUUUUUAUUUAGU
Malaclemys terrapin pileata is the source of this 2974-nucleotide messenger RNA. RefSeq names its product complement decay-accelerating factor-like. Lineage: Eukaryota; Metazoa; Chordata; Testudines; Emydidae. The record is from RefSeq and is a predicted model, not a curated record. The transcript is spliced from 11 exons. The coding region runs from base 38 to 1351 and encodes 437 amino acids. Gene Ontology annotation, biological process: negative regulation of complement activation, classical pathway.